AUGGCAGAAAAGUACCUGAGCCAAAUCUAUUACAAUCCAGAAAGUCCCGCAAGCUUUGGUGGCAUAGAUUCAAUUUACCGUGUCGUAAAAGACGAAGGAAAACAUCAGAUAUCGCGGAAUAAAAUACGGCUAUGGCUACAAAAGCAAGACACGUAUACUUUACAUAAAUCU
Messenger RNA from Paramuricea clavata, 171 nucleotides. The record is from the annotation of a GenBank genome assembly. Lineage: Eukaryota; Metazoa; Cnidaria; Anthozoa; Malacalcyonacea; Plexauridae.